GACACCUGGUUCUUGGCAUCCUCGCGAAGCCUGGUCAGUUUUCGUUCCGUCCUCUCCCGCAACCGGUUCCUCCUUUCGUUAAAGUCCUUUAUUUUCCCGAGUUUCCUCACAAUUUCCCAGUGUUUUCUCUAGUGGAUUUUUAUUUUUCCGAAAUGGGCGCAGCGACAAACAGUUUGGCGCAAUGGUCGGUGACUUUGGGAGUGGUAGCGAUGGUGGCGACGGUGGCGCACUGCGCGUCGUUCGGGGCGGUGAGCCGGGAGCUCAACUACAACUCGAUCCCGGGCGGGGACAACGAGGAGAGCAACAUGGUUGAGCCGGCCCCGUUCGCCUCCCUCUCGGACUUCCUGAGCAGGAAGCAGGGCGCCAAGAAAACGGACGACGCCGCCCGGAUGAAGGCCCUGGUCAAAGCCCUCUACGCCCUCGACGCCCUCGACAAGAAGAUGGCCCAGGAGAAGGACGACGCCACCCUCGAGGAGAUCGACGCCCAGAUCGUCGGAGACGCCGGCGACGCCGUAGACGCUGGAAACGUCGAAGAAGACGAGCUGAAGGAGGAGUCGACGAGCGUGGGCACGACACCCAGCGCCGCCUCCACGACGACGGCCGCCUCCACAACCGUGGCCGCCUCCACGACGACCGCCGCCCCCGCCAGCGCCGAGCCCACCACGGAAGCACCCACCGAGGCGCCCACCGCCGCCCCUCAAACCACCCCCGCGCCCACUCUUGUUCAUGACUCGGAGGUCAACGAGUUCGUCGACGAGAUCGCCAAGCACAUCUCCACUUUCUUCCAGGGAAUCCUUCACUACUUCGACGGGCCAGGCGGAGCGGCCAACGCGACGGUGGUCAUCGAGCUGGAGGAGAAGUCCGAGGACGGGAGCGCCGAGAGCAGCGAGAGCGACAGCGACAGCGACAGCAAGGAAGAGGUCUCCACGGAGGAGGUGCCCAAGUGGCUCGUCCAGAUGUUCGAGUCCGUCGCCGCCCUCCCCCACGGCGACGAAGACAGGAGCAAGGAGUUCCGCCCCAAGGAGUCCCUCGAGUCCGAGGAACGAUAAGAGCCCCCUAGUUCCUCCGAAGGGUCCACGGACCAGGGCCCCUUGGUAUCACGAUUAGAAGGACGAGAGGACGAACGAGACUUACAUUGCAAAUGGGACAGUUCCCCCUGCGCCUGAGAUGUACAAGGAAAACACUAGUCCAGGCUCCUAUAGAAUUUCACGCAUUUAAAUCAAAAGGACUAUGUCCAUUCUGACAUGAACCUUGAGAUCCAUAUGAAUGCAUACAUAACAGGAUUCAUGUCACAGUGGAUAUGGUUCCUUUUGAUUCGAGUACGUCCAAUUAUCUCGCCUAAAUUUUGAGCGGGUACCAGCUUCCGUACAAUCAUUUCAAAUCUAUUUUCUCGGCAUCCUCCAAAAAGCAUCGUGCGUCAAAGCAGGAUUAAAAUGCUGAAUUCGUCCACUUGAAAAUGUAUUUUUACAUUUUUCGAGGUCGAAAUAUUCGUGAUAUCAACCGAGCCCUGAAAAUAGCCUGUGUGCUUUACCUACUUCAGACUGAAAAAAGAGAAGAAAAAUCUUUUAGUGAUAAGAAAUGUCAGAGCGUGAUAAUUAAAGACAGUUUCGACCGGAAUCAUCGGUCAUUUUAUGUUGUGAAUAAGUAAGCUUCACUUGAGAAGUUUCCUGCUCUAGAGGCGCGAAGGUCCUGGCUGUAAUGUCUUUUGAGUGACAAGCUUUUCAUGAAAGCAGAUUUUCUUCGGAGAUUUUAAUCCGACGACGGAUAUCAAAAAUAUGAUGAGAAGCUUAAUGUGACGUUAUUUUUUUCAUGCAUAAUUUUUAAAAAUAGUUAAAUGACAUUGGCUACGACUCACAAGCGUCCACAGGAAAUUUUCCACACUAAACUAAUACUUAAGGCUAAAUUUGAACGAGUCGUGUCUUCCCUCCUGAUUCAUUAUCGAGAAAAAUGCUUCAGUGUCCUAUUCUGCCGUGCUACGGGAAAAUGCCGUAUGAACCUUCACGCGUUGCCAAA
Messenger RNA from Bemisia tabaci, 2013 nucleotides. RefSeq lists its product as uncharacterized. Lineage: Eukaryota; Metazoa; Arthropoda; Insecta; Hemiptera; Aleyrodidae. The record is from RefSeq and is a predicted model, not a curated record.